Misgurnus anguillicaudatus (oriental weatherfish) is the source of this 4844-nucleotide messenger RNA. It is a transcript of the gene clcn3, whose product is annotated as chloride channel 3. NCBI's taxonomy places the organism in Eukaryota, Metazoa, Chordata, Actinopteri, Cypriniformes, Cobitidae. Gene Ontology annotation, molecular function: chloride:proton antiporter activity; voltage-gated chloride channel activity. Gene Ontology annotation, biological process: transmembrane transport; chloride transport. The record is from RefSeq and is a predicted model, not a curated record. Gene Ontology annotation, cellular component: synaptic vesicle; plasma membrane; early endosome.
GGCACCGGAAGUGAACGUCACAUACACAGGAAUGGCCCAAAAUAAGCCGCACCGGAGCAGAAUGAUAAACAAUUCUUAGGAGAAAAUGCGUUUUUACUUUAUGUUUGUGUUGAAGAGAUGAGUUAUUUUUUCAGAGGUCGUUUCAAGACAUUACAGAGGGUGUUGUCUUGCUAAAUGGAGUCUGAGCAGUUGUUUAACAGAGGCUACGGCAGGAACAGCUACAAUAGCAUCACCAGUGCCAGCAGUGACGAAGAGCUCCUUGAUGGUGCUGGAGUCAUCAUGGACUUCCACACCACAGAGGACGACAACCUGCUCGACGGGGACGCGUCCCCAGGGUCAAACUACGCCAUGUCUAAUGGUGGAGGUGGAGGAGGGGCCAGUAGCUCCACACACCUGCUGGACCUACUGGAUGAGCCCAUUCCAGGUGUGGGCACCUAUGAUGAUUUCCACACUAUCGACUGGGUCAGAGAAAAAUGCAAAGACAGAGAGCGCCACCGCAAGAUAAACAGUAAAAAGAAGGAAUCGGCGUGGGAGUUCACCAAGAGUCUUUAUGAUGCCUGGUCAGGGUGGCUGGUGGUCACACUUACAGGACUUGCGUCAGGAGCAUUAGCGGGCGUCAUAGACAUCGCUGCUGACUGGAUGAACGACCUAAAGGAGGGCGUUUGUCUCAGUGCCAUGUGGUUCAAUCAUGAACAGUGCUGCUGGGGCUCCAACGAGACCACCUUUGCUGAGAGAGACAAGUGUCCUCAGUGGAAGACAUGGGCCGAACUCAUCCUGGGUCAGGCUGAGGGGCCUGGUUCCUAUAUAAUGAACUACUUCAUGUUCACGUUUUGGGCGCUGUCCUUUGCUUUCCUGGCAGUCUCUCUGGUGAAAGUGUUUGCACCUUACGCCUGCGGGUCUGGAAUACCUGAGAUUAAAACCAUUUUGAGUGGCUUCAUUAUUCGGGGGUACCUUGGGAAGUGGACCCUUCUGAUAAAGACCAUCACUCUGGUGCUAGCUGUGGCAUCAGGUCUCAGUCUCGGAAAGGAGGGCCCGCUGGUCCACGUGGCCUGUUGCUGUGGCAACAUCUUUUCCUACCUCUUCCCUAAAUACAGCAAAAACGAGGCCAAGAAACGAGAGGUUUUGUCUGCCGCGUCUGCUGCUGGGGUGUCUGUUGCUUUUGGAGCUCCUAUAGGAGGAGUACUCUUCAGUUUAGAGGAGGUCAGUUACUACUUCCCUCUAAAGACUCUGUGGCGCUCUUUCUUCGCUGCACUGGUGGCAGCGUUUGUUCUGCGCUCCAUAAAUCCAUUCGGGAACAGUCGGCUAGUGCUGUUCUACGUUGAGUAUCACACUCCCUGGUACCUUUUUGAGCUUUUCCCAUUCAUCCUGCUGGGGGUAUUUGGUGGCCUAUGGGGGGCCUUUUUCAUCCGGGCCAAUAUUGCGUGGUGCCGGCGCCGCAAAUCCACACGCUUUGGAAAGUAUCCGGUCUUAGAAGUGAUCACUGUCGCUGCUAUCACGGCCAUCGUUGCAUUUCCAAAUCCGUACACGCGGCAGAACACCAGCGAGCUGAUUAAGGAGCUGUUCACAGAUUGUGGCCCGCUGGAGUCAUCACAACUCUGCCAGUACAGAAGUCAGAUGAACGGCAGUCAAGCUUACCCAGAAGGAUCAGAGGCCGCCACGCCAGGUGUUUACUCAGCCAUGUGGCAGCUUAGCCUGGCACUCAUCUUUAAAAUCAUCAUGACCAUCUUUACCUUCGGCCUAAAGGUGCCGUCAGGUCUAUUCAUUCCCAGCAUGGCCAUUGGUGCAAUUGCUGGACGCAUUGUGGGCAUCGCUGUAGAGCAGCUGGCGUAUUAUCACCACGACUGGUUCCUGUUCAGAGAGUGGUGUGAGGUGGGUGCAGACUGCAUCACGCCUGGACUGUACGCUAUGGUGGGGGCGGCAGCCUGCCUUGGUGGUGUGACUCGAAUGACCGUGUCUCUGGUGGUCAUCGUGUUUGAAUUGACUGGUGGGCUGGAAUACAUUGUUCCUUUAAUGGCAGCCGUGAUGACCAGUAAAUGGGUGGGCGAUGCAUUCGGGAGAGAGGGAAUAUAUGAGGCCCAUAUUCGUUUGAACGGAUACCCCUUCCUGGACGCUAAAGAAGAGUUCACGCACACCACGUUGGCACGGGAAGUGAUGCGUCCACGUCGCAGUGACCCACCGCUGGCCGUGCUAACGCAGGAUGACAUGACGCUCGGCGAGUUGCAGGCCAUGAUCGCAGAAACGAGUUACAAUGGCUUCCCCGUCAUUGUCUCCAAAGAGUCACAGAGACUGGUGGGCUUUGCCCUGCGUAGGGAUAUGACGAUUGCCAUAGAAAAUGCCCGCCGUAAGCAGGAGGGAAUAGUGAUGAAUUCACGAGUUUAUUUUACCCAGCAUGCCCCGACCCUUCCGGCCGACAGCCCGCGGCCUCUGAAACUCCGCAGCAUCCUCGACAUGAGCCCCUUCACCGUCACAGACCACACACCCAUGGAGAUUGUGGUCGACAUUUUCCGCAAGCUCGGGCUGCGUCAGUGCCUUGUGACGCACAACGGGAUUGUAUUGGGCAUCAUCACAAAGAAGAAUAUUUUAGAACACCUGGAAGAGAUCAAGCAGCAAGUGGAGCCCUUGGCGCCUCCUUGGUAUUAUUACAAAAAAAGAUAUCCUCCGUCAUAUGGCCCAGAUGGCAAACCAAGACCCAGAGUCCAUAAUGUUCAAUUAGCAUCCUCCUCCUCUCGCUACGUGGAAGAAAGUGAAGAGGAGGUGCGUUUACUGGACAAUUCAUCCCUCUGACCACACGUUCAUUUGGUACCCUUAACCUGCCCAUCAAAAAAAAAACACUAUGCCAGAUGGGACCCCAUCCUGGCCAUAUCUUCUGGAUACAUGCACAAGAUACCAGAAGGAGAUACUUGAGGUAGACUCUGGCUGCUUUGAGAAGUCUGGAGUUUGAGAAAAGUCUCGGGUUAGCGUUUACAUGCUAACACGCUAAAGCUAACUCUCACACGCAUGCACAAACACCCACACAAGGCACCUUUACUCUUUUACCUUCGGGCUCUCUUUAUUUGGCCUCCCUUCGCUUUCUGCCUGAGAAAAUGUGUCUUGAGAAGGUCAAGAUGAACCGCUCGGUUGCGAGGAGGGACCUUCACUGCAAAGCGAGACCUCACUCACUGCCCAAAAACAAAGACUGCAUAACAUUGUUUACCUGUUGUGUGUACGUUUUGAAGGAGUGAGAUUGUGUUUGUAAAAGCAUCCCAACAUUCCAGCCAGGAUAUAACGCUCCAAGUCCUGUAUGUGUAUACAGAUCAUGCCUGUUUAUAUUUAUGAAGUAUUAAAACUAUCAAAAAGCAUUAAAAAAGCAGGUUUUGUGCUACCUAUGCGACAGGAGGGUUAGAUAACAGGGUGAGUUAGUUAACUUUCAUUAAUCCCCUUAAACCUCGACACUACAAAUGGCAGUCCAAGUAUGUCAACCAAGGUUCUGUGACCGGUUUUAGUGUCCACAAAUCUGAGAACUUGUUUGUUUUUCAUCAACAAAACGUGAAGGUACUUCUUUUAAAGCUGCUGUCUUGGUUGUCCUAUUUUAACAUACUAAGUAACUACUCUAACAAAAUUGUGUUGGUGAACAAACAUAAAUGAUCAAAUUGGAGAUUGUUGGUUCCAGAGCAGUUAGAUAAAAGCCUUGUUUAAACUUUCAAAAUUUAUUUUUUCUUUUACACACUAAAAAUGUUGGGUUAUUUCAUCCCAUAGUUGGAUGACAACAACCCAGUGAAGGGUUAUUAAUCACCCAACAGUUGGGUUUGUCCAUAUUUGAUCCAGCUAUGGGUUAAAGCAACCCAACAUUUUUGACUCUACUGUAAUACAUAAGUCACGUAUUGUAAUACACUAACACAAAUCCUGUCCCGUCUAUAGAAAGUAUAUUGCGUUUGAGCAUGAAUUUAAUUACAACAAUUAGUUGCACAAUGUACAUUGUAAACAAUUUGAAUAAAUAUCUUUAUCACAUUACAGUAAUUAGAAAAAGAUCUUACCCUGAUUUGAGUAGGCAACUGAGUUUUGGGUUAGGAAGGUUCAUCAAAACCACAUGUACAUACAGGCUGCAUAUAAACCAUCUCUGCAGGGUUUUAUUUUAGAAAUGGUAAAUCAUGCAGACUUGCUAUUUUUGGCACAGUUGCAGAGUUUAUUAUUGAGAUACUAGAGAAUGUGGGAAUGAAUAGUUGCACUUCAUGUGUGACAGUUGCUUUCGGUCACUCUAAUCGUUUUUGCAAAAAUAAAUGGCUCAGUUUUGUGCAAAUUUGACUUUGCUCUUCCCUAUUCUGUAUGUUAAAUCACAUAUUUAUAACAUACCAGCUCCUCUUAACCUUUUGUUUUCUCUUAAAAUUUCACUUCUUUAGUUACUUGAUAGCAUAUGUUUUUUCUGAAACAAGGCUGAAGUGUUGUUUUUUAACAGGACGGUGAAAUUGUCAUUUUUGUUUCCAUGGUGACCCUGCUGAUUGAUGCUAAAUGAGUUUGUGUGAGUGAGGCUCUGUGUUUUCAUUAGCAGUUGAUGUUGCUCUGUUAAUCGAUAUAGGAAACAAUGUUGUUAUAUAUUGAUCCAAUUUUUUUUUAUUUAUACUAGUGCUAGAGUUGUACAAUACUGAGAAUUUUACAUAUGAUUGAUGGUUUGAUUGUACAUUAAAAAUAUGUAAAAAAUAAAUUGUUUUAAAUUAAGUGUAUAUGCUGUGUUUGCCCUGUAUUGCUUUCACGUAUGAAGUACCGCAUGUCAAAAUCUGCUCUCUGGUUAAUCAAAUCAACAGUGGUGUGUGUUACAUUCAAUGGUGUGUUUCUCAACUUUAUUCAUUAAAUAACAAGACAUCACAUGA